Molecule: messenger RNA, 2014 nt
Organism: Camellia sinensis
Lineage: Eukaryota; Viridiplantae; Streptophyta; Magnoliopsida; Ericales; Theaceae
Product: FAD/NAD(P)-binding oxidoreductase family protein
Source: RefSeq, a predicted model, not a curated record
CCGACUCUAUAGUUCUCUUUUAUCUAUUACACAUGGGUGGAAGUUCACAGUCGUGAACUAUGACGAGCUUCGCAUUCCCGCGUUUCAUCCUUCGAUUUGGGGUUUCUUCCAAGCCCUCUUCAACCAACGCCAGAAACCAUGGUUUCUUCAUCUUCUCCACCAACAAAAGAAGAUACAGUACAUCUAAACCCUUAUUGUCUCAACAGUCAAGUGAAGCAGAGUUACUGGUGGUGGUUGGCGGUGGAGCAGCUGGAAUUUAUGGAGCAAUUAGGGCUAAAACCAUUGCACCAAAUCUGAAUGUGGUUGUUAUUGAAAAAGGGAAGCCCUUGUCAAAGGUUAAAAUUUCUGGAGGUGGCCGAUGCAAUGUGACAAAUGGGCAUUGUAGUGACAAUUUGAUUUUGGCAGAACAUUAUCCUAGGGGUAAUAAGGAACUUAGAGGCUCUUUCUUCAGUAUGCAUGGUCCCAAGGAUACCAUGUCCUGGUUUUCUGAUCUUGGGGUGGAACUGAAGAAUCGAGUGUUACCAUUCUGGUGUCAGACUGAGGAUGAUGGAAGGGUAUUUCCAGUCAGUAACAACUCAUCUUCUGUAGUCGAUUGCCUCUUGUCAGAAGCAAAGCAAAGGGGAGUUUUGCUGCAGACUGGCAAAGUUGUUACAACUGCAUCUGUGACUGUGGGUGGGAAAUUUCUUCUGAAGAUUGAGAAGCGUACAAUAGAUUUUGUAGACUAUGUUGAAGCUGAUUAUCUAUUAAUUGCAAGUGGCAGUAGCAAGCAGGGAUAUACUCUUGCUACACAAGUGGGUCAUUCUAUAGUAGAACCAGUACCAAGCCUAUUCACUUUCAAGAUUGACGAUCCCCAGUUGGCAGAGUUGUCUGGGGUUACAUUUCCUAAAGUUAAAGCGAAGUUAAAGUUAGAAACUGUUGGGAGGAGUAUACCACAACUUACACAGGUUGGACCCAUGUUAGUCACACACUGGGGACUGAGUGGGCCAGUAAUCCUUCGGUUAUCUGCUUGGGGAGCCCGUAAUUUGUUCAGUUCAGAUUAUGAAGGAAUACUACACGUGGAUUUUAUUCCUGAUGUUCAUAUUGAUGAUGUGAAGUCCAUUCUUAUUCAACACAAGAAUCAGUUUGUGAAGCAAAAAGUGCUCAAUUGGUGUCCUUCUAAACUUGGCCUUGUAAAAAGAUUUUGGAAAUAUAUAUUGGAUCGUGAGGGUUUAAAUGGGGAUAUCUUGUGGGCUUCUGUUUCAAAUAACACAUUACUAUCUGUUGCUUCUCUGUUGAAGCAGUACUCAUUUAGAGUGAAAGGGAAGGGCCAAUUUAAGGAUGAAUUUGUCACAGCUGGAGGAGUUCCUUUGUCUGAGAUCACACUCAGCACAAUGGAGAGCAAGAUCCAGUCAGAUCUAUUCUUUGCUGGAGAGGUACUGAAUAUUGAUGGAGUAACUGGUGGUUUCAAUUUCCAGAAUGCUUGGUCUGGUGGAUACAUUGCAGGAACAAGCAUCGGCAAUCUGGCAGUGGCUGCUAAACUGAACGAGGAAGUUGUAAGAUAAGCCUACCAACAUAGCAGUCAACCUGAGUUAGAACGUUUGCACUCCGACAAUGUUAUUAUAAGAUUUCAGCUACCGAACAGGGCGUGAUUUUCCAAGAAGCUUGGAGGUAGGAGCUCAAAAGGUCCCAAUCAAAUCGUGAACUGAAUAUUAUCUUCAAUUUCGAUCCUCAUCGUCUUUUCCUCAUUUUGCUACGCAAGCCUUGAAUUUGUCAUCCACACGAGUUGGCUUUGGGAAUACUUGAAUGCUAUGUGAAGAGACAGAAUUAUGAACAUGUUUAGUUGUACAUGAAUUCUGGGUUUUGCUCUUAGCAGUUGGUGGUUGUACAUGAGGUUGACAACCAAAAAUAAAAAGGUUAAAAAGAAAGUCCAAAAGAAUGAAAAGGAAUUGAAAUGAAAGUCGUCAUCAAGUAUCGAAUCUCACAAAUUCUGGUAGCAUAUCCAUUGAUGCUAUGGGUUUCUUUAUAUUUUGAGUAA